Molecule: messenger RNA, 419 nt
Organism: Beta vulgaris subsp. vulgaris (sugar beet)
Lineage: Eukaryota; Viridiplantae; Streptophyta; Magnoliopsida; Caryophyllales; Amaranthaceae
Exons: 2
Coding region: 69-419 (116 amino acids)
Cellular component (GO): mitochondrion
Source: RefSeq, a predicted model, not a curated record
AUAAUUUCUUGUUAAUUUAGGGAACUCCGAAAUUAGAUGGGACUGUUAAUUGGGGAACAACGAUUAUCAUGGGGAUAUUUGCAGGAAUGUUAUAUGGAGGCAGCAAGGAAGCAGCUGCUUCUGCUAGCAAGGAUGCUGAAGUGACAUUGAAGCUUGGGAGUACCCCAGACAAGCGUGAACAAUAUCGAUUGAUGAGAGAUGGAAUGGACAAGAGGUUUUACAGAGUCACUCAUGGGUCUCUAGUUGGGGGAGUACACCUCGGGAUGUUCACUGCUGCAUUUUAUGCUCUACAGAAUUUGCUCGCGGAGAAACAAGGAGUUCACGAUGUGUAUAAUGUUGCUGCAGCUAGUUCAGCCACUGCUGCAACAUUUGGUCUGAUAAGUAAGAUAUUACCUUGUGCAAUUAUCUAUUCCUCAUGA